AUGUUGAGGGAAAGUCUUGUGCCUGAUGGGCAGCCUCUUGCUAUUAGAUGCUCACUGGAAAAGAGCUUGAAAAGUGGAGACUACAACUUAACAUGGUAUAAAGUUGGUAACCAGACAGCUGUGCCUAGAGACAAACUUUCUAGAAUUCAUCAGCAGAAGAAUUUAAUUUGGUUUCUUCCGGCAAUGUUAGAAGAUUCUGGAGAUUAUGAAUGUGUCAUAAGUUGCAGGAAUUCAUCAAUCUGCAGGAAAAUGUGUACAAAAGUAACAGUUUUUGAGAGGACUGAUGGUUUAUGCUUAAAUGAAAAAUUUUCUGUAGAGGAGGUGGUAUUCACAUUAUCAUCUGCAAAGGUUGUGUGUCCACACUUGGAUUAUUUCAGGAAUGAGAAGAAUAUUCAUCCUGUUCGUUGGUAUAAGGACUGCCAGCUGCUGGAAGGGAAAAGAUUUGCCUUCUCAAACCGUGAUCUUAUAAUUGUCAAUGUGACUGUACAUGAUCAAGGAAACUAUACAUGUGAAACAACAUAUACCUACAAUGGAAAACAAUAUAACAUUUCACGAGACAUCCAUCUGACUGUAGAAGUGAGCCCACCAAAAAAGCCUCCAGAAAUAUUUUAUCCGAGAAACAACUCCAUUGAAGUGGAACUUGGCUCACAGGUUGCAGUGGAUUGCAAUACAACAGGUGCUGAUGGUUAUGAGGUGUUUUGGACAGGCAACGGUGUGUAUAUUGAUGUAUUUUAUGUGGGCAGAAUUUUUGCAAGUCCUUAUGAGGAGGAAACUUAUUACGAUGGACGCCCUAUGUAUUCUGUGAAGCUAAUAAUUUCAGAAGUGAAUAGUGAAGAUUAUGAGCAACCGUUUGUCUGUCAAGCUUCAAAUGCCUUUGGACAGGUUGCAUCGUAUAUUAUAUUAAAACACAGAGUUCCUGAUAUACGAAGGUGGCUGACUGGAGGGCUUGUCUCUUUGUUAAUUUUAACAUUUAUUACAUUAAUAAUCUACAAGAUUUUCAAGAUUGACUUGGUGCUUUGGUACCGUAAUUCUGUCUGUGCCUUUGCAAGUGAGGAAGAUGGGAAAAUCUAUGAUGCAUAUGUCCUGUACGCAAAAAGCAGUGAAGGCAGAAGCUUCGAUCGUCUGGAAACCUUUGUUCAUAGAAUACUCCCUGAUGUUUUAGAACAGCAAUGUGGGUAUAGUCUCUUCAUAUUAGGAAGGAAUGAUUUACCAGGAGAAGCUGUGGUCAGUGUUGCUGAUGAAACCCUUAAGCAAAGCAGAAGGCUGAUGAUUAUUCUGGCAUCAGAAACAUCUAGUUGCUGCCUGUUAGAAGACAUCUCUGAACAACAACUAGCUAUGUAUAAUGCUCUCAUCCGUGAUGGGAUUCAAGUGAUUCUUAUAGAAAUGGAUGAAAUACAGGACUACGCGGGCAUGCCAGAAUCAAUCAAAUACAUUAAGCAAAGACAUGGAGCUAUCCAAUGGAAAGGAGACUUCUCAGAGAAAUCUUGUUCAGCAAAUGCAAGAUUCUGGAAAAAUGUGCGCUAUCGAAUGCCAUCCAGGAAAAAGCUCUCUUAUUCUGAAGUGUAUUUGUUGCCCCUAACUUCAAACAAUUCUGCAGCAGAGGGAAGUUAAGAUGCACUUAUUAAAAUAACACUGAGAAGGUAA
This is a messenger RNA of Mesitornis unicolor (brown roatelo), 1644 nucleotides long. Its product is annotated as interleukin-1 receptor type 1-like. The coding region runs from base 1 to 1611 and encodes 536 amino acids. Gene Ontology annotation, molecular function: interleukin-1, type I, activating receptor activity. Lineage: Eukaryota; Metazoa; Chordata; Aves; Mesitornithiformes; Mesitornithidae. Gene Ontology annotation, biological process: signal transduction; regulation of inflammatory response. The record is from RefSeq and is a predicted model, not a curated record. The transcript has 9 exons.